ACUUUUUGGAAAAGGACAUUUUUAUUGCUAAAUUAUUAGGUUCCGGAGAAAGCUUCCAACUUGUUCUGUUCAUCCUUCGAUCAUGGCUACAGUUCAAUGCAUCUCUUGUGUUGAAUUGAACACGAAAGUGAAGAGCUAUCAUUGCUCUGCACAGUGCUUCUCAAGUGAUUGGGAAAGGCAUAAGAUUUGUCAUCGCCACUUGAGAUAUCAACAAGAAUUAUUAAGGAGAUCUGGCUCAUGGCCACAAUCACUUGAUGAGAUUCCAGAACAAGAAGGAGAAGAAUGGGUUCCAGUGGCCUCCUCAGAAACAUAUGAGCCUUCAAAUGCUGAUAUCAACUGCUUGCUGAAGCUGGAGUGUGUAGCUAUUGAUUCUGAAAACGGCAAUCAUCUGUCUUUGGUUCAAAGAAGAGUGAUCACUAAUCCUGUGAUUGCUUUCCCUGUUUGUUCCACACGCAGGAUGAUAGACAUUGGAAGUAAUGAUGAUGGUCCAGCAUUUAGUGUGUUAUCCUACAAUAUACUGGCUGAUAUACAUGCCAAGAACCAUCUUUGCUGUCCAACAUGGGCUCGUGUGUGGCAAUACCGUCAGCAAAAAUUGUUGAAAGAGAUCAAUGAAUAUGGUGCAGAUAUUAUAUGUUUACAGGAGGUACAAGAGAACCAUUAUAAAGAUUUCUUUGAACCUAAGUUGCGAAACCAUGGCUAUUCAGCUUUGUACAAGAGAAAAACAAAUAUCAAUGAGUUAUAUUCAGCCGAAGGAUAUAUAUAUGAAGGAUGUGCAAUUUUUUAUCGUGGUGAUAAGUUCGAAGUAACCAUGAAAGGAGAGCACAAUGUUGCCAUUGUGGUGGUAUUGGGACUGAAAAAUGGCAGUACUGGUUGUAACCUUCAACCAAGAAUUUGUGUGGCAAAUACCCAUCUAUAUGCUGGAAAGAACAACACUGAUCUAAGAGUAUCUCAGGUUGCCACCCUUAUUGAUAAACUGCAGGAAAUUGCCCAAUCACAGAAUAUUCCUAUACUGAUCUGUGGGGAUUUGAACUCAAUUCCUGGAAGUGAUCCUCAUAGAUUGAUAAAACAAGGAAUCAAUUAUGGAGAAGGACAUGGUAAUACUAGGCGGGUGAUCAAUCUGGAAAGUGCAUAUGCAGAGUUUCUUUCUUCCUCGGUGAUUGACCAAAAUCACUUAUUAGCUAUUAUGGAUCUUGACAAACGUGAGCCUCGGUUUACCUUUUGCACUCCACGUUAUUUUGGAACAUUGGAUUAUAUUUUCUACACAGCUGAUGACAGGUUGAAGGUUGUGGGCUUACUGGAACUUCCCACCAAACGAAGCCUGGGUGGGCCUCUUCCUUCUCCUUACUGGCCAUCAGACCAUAUCGCUCUCAUGGCACGCUUUAGACUCGUCAUGGACUGCCAUUUGAUCAACAUGGACCAGCAAGUGCGAAGAAAGACUAACUAUAUAUCAAUUACAAGAUCUUAAACCGGGGGGAAAGAAAAGGACUCGUGGUUGCGUUUUUGUGAAACAAUCAUGAGCAGCUGACACUUCUUCAGAUCAUGUUCUUCUGGGCCAAUAGCAAUUGGUCACUCACCCAGUGACUCAACAGUUAGUGUUUACACCAUAAAUUGCAAAAAUUUUA
This is a messenger RNA of Rubroshorea leprosula, 1622 nucleotides long. The record is from the annotation of a GenBank genome assembly. NCBI's taxonomy places the organism in Eukaryota, Viridiplantae, Streptophyta, Magnoliopsida, Malvales, Dipterocarpaceae.